AUGGAACCCAGCAACUCCCCCCCAGCCGCGGCCGAGGUAGCGCAAGGCAGCGCCGGCGACGUCGACGGCAGGAAGAAGGGCAAGGCGCCCAAGGGCGGCCCGGAGAACGGCAAGUUCCGCUACCGCGGCGUGCGCCAGCGGAGCUGGGGCAAGUGGGUGGCGGAGAUCCGGGAGCCCCGGAAGCGCUCCCGCAAGUGGCUCGGCACCUUCGCCACCGCCGAGGACGCCGCGCGCGCCUACGACCGCGCCGCGCUCCUCCUCUACGGCCCGCGCGCGCACCUCAACCUCACCUCCCCGCCGCCGCCGUCGCUCGCCGCGCCGCGCUCCCACCCGCACUCCUCGGCCUCCGCCUCCGCGCCGCCCGCGCUCCGGCCGCUCCUGCCGCGCCCGGCGCCGCACCAGCACUCCGGCGCCGGUGCCCCUGCGGCCCCGGCCUUCCACCACCACCAGUUCCAGUAUCACCUGCUGCCGCCGCCGCUGCAGCAGCCGACUCCUCCGCUGUACUACGCCAGCAUGGCCACUGCGUCCACGGUCACAACCACGGUGCCGCCACGGGUGGAACCGCAGGAGCCGGCGGUCGCGCCCGCGGUGGGCUCCUCUACGUCACCACUGGAGCCGCCGCAGGUGGGCACACCGGAGGAGGCGGGCUGGGAGUACAACGGCGGCGAGGAGGAGGACUACGCGGCGGCGCUGCUCUGGGACGAGCCCGAGCCCUUCUUCUGGUUUGAUGUCUUCCUCAAGUGAUGAACAGCACUUGAAUUGAAGGCUUCAGAGAGGGGCGGCCAUGGCGGCUGCUCAUGCCCAUGCAUGCAUGUGUUUGGGAGCAAGCAAGCAAGGUAGAUAUAUAGGCUUACUAGCUAGGGUUUCUGAUUCCUUUGCACCAAAUUAUCUUUAGCUUUUUCUCUCUCAUUCUUCUUUUUUUCCCCUGUGGGGGUUUGGUUGCGGUAUAGUAAUGUGAGGUGGUAUUGCUGGGAGGGAUUAUUUAGGGUUCCCUGCUGCUGAUUUAAGAUUCCAUUUGAAUCAUGCCUGUUCCUUGCAUGGAUCCAUCAUGCAUUGGAUGCAAACUAUAUAUUCGUGUGGUGGCAUAUAUAAAUAUCAGAGAUGCAACAUUUU
Messenger RNA from Panicum virgatum (switchgrass), 1113 nucleotides. RefSeq names its product ethylene-responsive transcription factor ABI4-like. Gene Ontology annotation, cellular component: nucleus. Lineage: Eukaryota; Viridiplantae; Streptophyta; Magnoliopsida; Poales; Poaceae. The record is from RefSeq and is a predicted model, not a curated record. Gene Ontology annotation, biological process: response to stress; positive regulation of DNA-templated transcription. Bases 1 to 744 code for a protein of 247 amino acids. Gene Ontology annotation, molecular function: DNA-binding transcription factor activity; transcription cis-regulatory region binding. The transcript has a single exon.